Tupaia belangeri chinensis (Chinese tree shrew) is the source of this 1106-nucleotide messenger RNA. It is a transcript of the gene CDO1, whose product is annotated as cysteine dioxygenase type 1. NCBI's taxonomy places the organism in Eukaryota, Metazoa, Chordata, Mammalia, Scandentia, Tupaiidae. Gene Ontology annotation, biological process: L-cysteine catabolic process. Gene Ontology annotation, molecular function: ferrous iron binding; cysteine dioxygenase activity. The record is from RefSeq and is a predicted model, not a curated record.
AUACACCCGAAAUCUUGUGGAUCAAGGAAAUGGAAAAUUUAACCUGAUGAUUCUCUGUUGGGGUGAAGGACAUGGCAGCAGUAUUCAUGACCACACGGACUCCCACUGCUUCCUGAAGAUGCUGCAGGGAAACCUGAAGGAGACGUUGUUUGCCUGGCCUGACAAAAAAGCCAAUGAGAUGACCAAGAAGUCCGAAAGAAUCUUGAGGGAAAACCAGUGUGCCUACAUCAACGAUUCUAUCGGCUUGCAUCGAGUGGAGAACAUCAGCCACACGGAGCCCGCUGUGAGCCUUCACCUGUACAGUCCGCCCUUUGACUCCUGCCAUACUUUUGAUCAAAGGACGGGACAUAAAAACAAAGUCACCAUGACAUUCCACAGCAAAUUUGGAACCAGGACUCCACUAACCACUUCAGGUUCACUGGAGAACAACUAAGGAGCAACAGACCCGCAGAGGUUUUCCGUUCAGGUGUGCUGCACGUCUGUCUUGGACAGGGAGGCCUUCCAUCGUGUGCUCUUCCGUAACUAGAUAGGCCCAUACCUAGAGCUACAGUAAAGCAGAUGCCGGUUGUCAGGCGUUAAGUAAGCACAUUCUGCUCUGAGCUGCUGCAAAAGAAAAGCCCACGCACUCACUCUUUUUCAAGGCCAAAUCAGCUGCUCGCCGGAUUCUGUCCUCUUAAUUCCUCUGAAAGUGUUCUGGGAGUAUCAGGGGUUUUUUUAUAGCUUUUGAAAACACUUUGGUCUCUGAACUGUAAUUGUCAGUAGUAAAAACAAGAAACCAUAGACAUUAAAUGCUACCCGGAGAAAUAAGUGUAGAUCUCUUUAAAAUACUUUGUUCUUAAUAUUUGAAGAAAAUUUUUUGAAUCAGUGGAUUUAUUUUUUUUCAAUCUUAUUUUACAAAUUUCUUCUCAAUGAGUAAUAGAAAAACUUAAGGCAUUUUGCCAUUUAGUAAUGAUAUGAAGAGCAAAGGAUUUAGAAAAGUACGACGUACCCAAACUCACAACAAACCCAAACAUUAACUCAUGUCUCUGUCCUAUGGUUAUAGUCAAAGACUUUGUACUGAUACCAAAAUUGCCAAAUAAUUUUAAUAAAACUGGAUUUGAACACAA